Messenger RNA from Arabidopsis arenosa, 1511 nucleotides. Lineage: Eukaryota; Viridiplantae; Streptophyta; Magnoliopsida; Brassicales; Brassicaceae. The record is from the annotation of a GenBank genome assembly.
GUCGUCGUCUUACGAAGAAGAAGAGACAUAAAACUAGACACAUUGUGAAGAUAGAAAAAUGGAGAGAGCUGCGAUUCUCCCGAGUGUGAAUCAAAAUUACCUACUUUGCCCUUCACGCGCCUUCUCCACGCGCCGCCACUCUUUCUCCUCUACUCGUAACUUCUCGCCGCCGUCAUUUUCCUCCAUCAAGCUUCAACAUUCUUCUUCGUCUUCUUCCUCUGUUUCUUCCAAUGUCAUCAAUGGUGGAAUCUCCCUUACUCGAUGCAACGCUGUUUUGUCGAAUUCUUCCAGUACGGAGGUGUCUGAAUUAGCUGACAUAGAUUGGGAUAACAUUGGAUUUGGGCUUAAGCCGACUGAUUACAUGUAUGUGAUGAAAUGUAACAUCGAUGGAGAUUUCUCAAAAGGUGAAUUGCAACGUUUUGGGAACAUUGAAGUUAGCCCAUCUGCUGGUGUACUUAACUAUGGACAGGGAUUGUUUGAAGGGCUAAAAGCUUACAGAAAGGAAGAUGGUAAUAACAUCCUCCUCUUUCGUCCUGAGGAGAAUGCAAACCGUAUGAGAAAUGGUGCUGAGAGGAUGUGUAUGCCUGCUCCAACCGUUGAGCAGUUUGUUGAAGCUGUGAAAGAAACUGUAUUAGCAAACAAACGUUGGGUUCCGCCUCCAGGUAAAGGUUCCUUAUAUGUUAGACCGUUGUUAAUGGGAACAGGAGCUGUUCUUGGUCUUGCGCCUGCACCAGAAUAUACUUUCAUUAUCUAUGUUUCGCCUGUCGGGAACUACUUUAAGGAAGGUGUGGCACCGAUCAAUUUGAUUGUGGAAAAUGAAUUUCACCGUGCAACUCCUGGUGGUACUGGAGGUGUUAAAACCAUCGGCAAUUAUGCUGCAGUACUGAAGGCACAGUCGAUUGCGAAAGCCAAAGGAUAUUCCGAUGUUUUGUACCUUGAUUGCGUUUACAAAAGAUUUCUUGAGGAGGUCUCGUCCUGCAAUAUUUUCAUCGUGAAGGACAAUGUGAUCUCUACUCCUGAAAUAAAAGGAACCAUUUUACCUGGGAUCACACGGAAAAGUAUAAUAGACGUGGCUCGAACCCAAGGGUUUCAGGUGGAGGAACGGAAUGUGACAGUGGAUGAAUUAUUAGAAGCGGAUGAGGUUUUCUGCACAGGAACCGCCGUGGUUGUCUCUCCCGUUGGAAGCGUUACUUACAAAGGCAAAAGAGUGUCUUAUGGAGAAGGUACCUUCGGAACUGUCUCGAAGCAACUCUACACUGUUCUGACAAGCUUGCAGAUGGGUCUGAUUGAAGACAACAUGAAUUGGACUGUGAAUCUGAGUUAAGCCAGGCAAAUGCAUUUCAUCAAUUCGGCUUCUUGGUUUUGCUUUCCAUUUUCUUUGGUAGUUUGGUCUGUGAUUCUGAUUCGUGAAACUAUAAGUUGGAUUGUUUAGAAUCUGGUCGAUCUAGAACUUAGCUGGUUCAAUAUCAGUAGAUGUUGUUACAUCAUACCAAUAAUAUUAUCUUUACAUC